CGUCAUUUGCACACGCUCUUGCAGUCUGUCAUAGACACCAAGAAGACACCAUUCCGACAUCCACACCAUCUGCACGCUUCCAGCCCAGUCCAAGCUCCGACCGACCUCACCUCCACGCUCCCUCCAACCGCACCUCCGCAAUUCCUUCCCAGCCGCCAGCACCAAUACGCUUUCCUUGACAGCCCCCGCUGUACAUAACAACGAAUACAAUUGAACAAUUCCAGCGUCAGCUUGAGCACUUGCGUGGAUUGUGAACGAGCUUAUCACCCAAACCUUCAAUCCCCACACAAUAGCUAGGAACAAUGUCCGCAUCGCCGACCAUUGCCGCCUCCACCAAGCGUCCGCUUGAGGAGCCCUCUUCCCCCGCCGGAACCAAUGACCAGCCUGACGCUAAGCGCCCUGCGCUCGACAAACUGGUGAAAGAUGAGACCAUUACCGACGACAUUGAGACAGCACUUCCUGUCAGGGCAGAGAGCAUCGCUACAGAAGAUAUAAAGGCCGAAGAAGUCAAGCCAGAAGACGAGACUGCUCAGGUAGCCGCUCAGAAUGGCGAUGAGCACGCUCAGGUGGACACAGUCGUUCCCGAUGCUCCUGCCAUUCUUGAGACCCAGCCCAUCCAAUCCACUGCUGGUGCUAACGGCCGCCCCGCCAACAGCAACCAGCAAGUUGACGAGUCGAACUGGCUGCAUCUGCGAGCAUGCAUUGGUACCAGUGAAGCUGCGACCAUCAUCGGCAAAGGCGGCGAGAACGUGACCCAGAUUCGACGUCUUUCUGGUGCGAAGUGCACUGUGAGCGACUACUCACGUGGUGCUGUUGAGCGCAUCCUCACUGUGAGUGGUCAAGUCGACGCGGUUUCCAAAGCAUUUGGCUUGAUCGUGCGCACUUUGAACCAAGAGGAUCUCGAGAACCCUUCAACAUCCACCUCCAAGGCCUACCCCAUGCGUCUUCUCAUUCCUCAUAUCCUCAUUGGAUCUAUUAUUGGUAAAGCCGGAGUCCGUAUUCGCGAGAUACAGGAGGCUUCCAACGCAAAGCUGAACGCUUCUGACACCCUGCUGCCCAACUCUGGCGAGCGGUCAUUGGUUGUCCUUGGUGUCGCCGACGCUGUGCACAUUGCUGUGUACUAUGUUGCUCAAACAUUGGUGGAGCAGUUAACAGAGCGUUUCGGUGGUCCCGCCGCGUCCCAGUACGCAACACGAAGUGGCAUGGCUGCAAAUGUCGUCCCUGGAGGCAUGUCCGUUCAGCCAUACGUCCCUCAGCCCGCUGGAGGUCAGUACUCGCAACCUCACCCGCACAACUUCCGUCGACCGGAACCUCAGCGUACUCCUCAGCAUGCAGGUUAUGGCGCUCCUCACAUGCAUGGUCAGCCGCCACAGCAGGCACCGUAUGGACACCCUAGCAUGGCGUACGGAGCUGGUUCGCCUGCUCGAGCUCAUUAUGGGGGCCAGCCACAGCCGGCGCCGUAUGCUGGCCACCACGGUGCAGCGCCAGUUGCACAUGGUGGUGCCCCCAACCAGCCGCCAGUCCAGAUGCCAGGUCAACCCCUCACGCAGCAGAUCUUCAUUCCCAAUGACAUGGUGGGUGCUAUCAUCGGUAAGGGCGGUGCGAAGAUCAACGAAAUCCGUCAGCUUAGUGGUAGCGUCAUCAAGAUCAACGAGCCUACAGACAACAGCAACGAACGUCUCGUCACGAUCACGGGUACACAGGAGUGCAACCAGAUGGCACUGUACAUGCUGUACUCCCGACUUGAAUCGGAAAAGCACCGUAUCUAAGUACUUACGUUACUUCCGAAGCUACUUUGCAUGCACGCGUCUCUUGACGAUGUGUUGCCUUGUGCUUCUAUGACUUAAAAC
Molecule: messenger RNA, 1850 nt
Organism: Boeremia exigua
Lineage: Eukaryota; Fungi; Ascomycota; Dothideomycetes; Pleosporales; Didymellaceae
Exons: 2
Coding region: 303-1769 (488 amino acids)
Biological process (GO): regulation of RNA metabolic process; regulation of gene expression
Cellular component (GO): cytoplasm; nucleus
Molecular function (GO): mRNA binding
Source: RefSeq, a predicted model, not a curated record